Molecule: messenger RNA, 1456 nt
Organism: Phanerochaete carnosa HHB-10118-sp
Lineage: Eukaryota; Fungi; Basidiomycota; Agaricomycetes; Polyporales; Phanerochaetaceae
Exons: 7
Coding region: 39-1343 (434 amino acids)
Biological process (GO): transmembrane transport
Molecular function (GO): ATP binding; ATP hydrolysis activity; ATPase-coupled lipid transmembrane transporter activity
Source: RefSeq, a predicted model, not a curated record
CGUGUCUCGCGCAAAUUACUAACAAAUUCUAUCUGCGGAUGCGUGCCCUGUAUACCAUCGCAACGGACAGCAACUACAAGAAAGACCUUGUGGGCGGUGCGUUCGGUCGUCAUCUUGUUGAUGAAUAUAAGCUGGCUCGAGAGAAUUUCGGUGAUAUCUCCGAUGAGAUACCGUACCACCUCAUGCCGUCCCACAGUACUCUCGUCUCUAAAGUAUUGACUGAAUCUAUUAAUAACCUUCCGAUCCUCUUCGUUGGCGCAAGUGCACUGCUGCGCCCACGACACACGUCUUUAGCCUGCCUUACAAUGAUAGAGCAGGUGUCUUUCAGCCUUCGACACUCCGUUGCUCGCUUGUCCUACGUCACAGCCAACGUGUAUCGGAGCUUGGAGUCAAUCCGCGGCAUAUAUAAAAAGAUAGAUGCGCACGCGGAGAAGUUGAAAGCUGAUGAACACAAGAUACGCUACCCGGUCGUAGAGCGCAAGGAUCAGCGCGGAAUGGAGAUCAAUUUCAAGAAUGUCUCUUUCCACUAUCCUCAUGGUGACGACGGAAAGUGCGCUCUUCGGAACGUGAGCUUUCAGAUCAAGCCUGGCUCUCUCGUUGUCAUCGUCGGCGCAAAUGGUAGCGGGAAGACGUCCAUUGCCAAUCUACUCUCAGGCUUUUAUCCCCCCACGUCUGGAGAGAUCUUGAUAGACGGUAUCAACGCACAAGACUACCGACCGCUGGACCGUCACGAGGCCGUUGCGAUACUCUCCCAGGACUACAACAUCCUCCCGCUUACGAUCUCCGAAAAUAUUGCCCUCGGCGAUCCGUACGACAUCGCAGACGAGUACCGCGUCCAAGAGGCUGCCCGUUUGGGAGGCGCAGCAGACUUUGUCCGCCGCCUGCCAAAAACAUGGUCGACGGUUCUGCAUCCCGUCCCGUCAGUCAGUCCGCUUGGCUAUAUCGAGGAUGGCCCCUUGAAGGAGGUAAUGAAUGAACUGGACAAGUUCACGGACAUUUCAGGUGGUGAGAAGCAACGUCUGGCAGCAUCUCGAGCUUUCAUGCGCCUCAUGUCACCAAAAAUCAAGCUAAUGGUUGUUGAUGAACCGACUUCGGCGAUGGAUCCUUUGGGCGAGUACGAACUAUUCGAGAAGCUCAGAUCCUUGCAGGCGGGAAGAACAUUGGUUUGUGUGACGCAUCGGUUCGGACAUCUGACGAAGUAUGCCGACCUGAUCCUCUGCGUGGAUAAUGGAUAUGUGGCUGAAAGUGGGACGCACGACGACCUUUUGAGAUCCGAUGGCCUGUAUGCCAAGCUCUACAAUGUUCAAGCUGAAGGCUUUGCUCCGAAUGCUCAGCAAACGUGAUGAUUAUAUAUUCUAGCUCUCACGCCGCCUUCAUUUUUAUAAUAGUAUCUAUGCCUAGGGUUAUAUCUAUGUAUAUAUUGCAAUUAGACCGAAGUCCAUAUAUAGGUGCUGCU